Messenger RNA from Impatiens glandulifera, 1313 nucleotides. RefSeq names its product AT-hook motif nuclear-localized protein 22-like. Gene Ontology annotation, molecular function: DNA-binding transcription factor activity; minor groove of adenine-thymine-rich DNA binding. NCBI's taxonomy places the organism in Eukaryota, Viridiplantae, Streptophyta, Magnoliopsida, Ericales, Balsaminaceae. The record is from RefSeq and is a predicted model, not a curated record. Gene Ontology annotation, biological process: vegetative to reproductive phase transition of meristem. The transcript has a single exon. Gene Ontology annotation, cellular component: nucleus. The coding region runs from base 293 to 1132 and encodes 279 amino acids.
CUCUCUCUUCUGAAAGUGCUAACCCUAAUCCCAGGCCCAGUCUCGUCUCUCUCUCCGUCCUUCAACAACUAGUACUGAUCAUCUAUCAAUCCGAUCCAAGGACAAAAACUGAAACUAAUCAGCUUCUCGUUCGUGACCCAAUUAUAGAAAGAUAUCACCAAUAAAUAGCUCUCUCCUAGCUUAGCUUCGUCCCUUUCAACACAAAAGUAAAUGGAACAAGAUCUGUUCUAACUUCUUUAUUAUAUAUAUAAGCUUCCUAAAUCCUUAUUAUUAUUAUUAUUAUUCAUUACAAAUGGAUAACAACCGUGGUCUCCCACCACCCUUCCGGGAUCUUCAACUUCAUCACUCCCCUUUCCACUUCCAAUCCCAAACCCAAACCCAACAACAACCACAACCCACAUCGGAGGAUGAACUCAGCGGCGGAAAAACCAACGAAACCGGUUCAGGAGACCUUACAAGGCGGCGACCAAGGGGCCGUCCAUCCGGUUCCAAAAACAAACCCAAGCCACCCAUCAUAGUAACUCGAGACAGCCCAAACGCACUACGUUCACACGUCAUGGAAGUCGGCAACGGAUGCGACAUCAUGGAUUGCGUCUCCACAUUCGCCACGCGCCGCCAGAGAGGCGUAUGUGUCCUAAGCGGCGGAGGAACAGUCGCUAACGUUACCCUUAAGCAACCGGCGACGCCUGGAGCCGUCGUUACAUUAUCAGGAAGGUUUGAGAUUCUUUCUCUCUCCGGUUCGUUUCUCCCUCCGCCGGCUCCGCCGGCUGCAUCUAGUCUUACGGUUUAUUUAUCCGGCGGACAAGGGCAGGUUCUUGGGGGAACUGUUGUAGGACCUUUAGUGGCUGCUGGUCCGGUUUUGAUAAUGGCGGCUUCUUUUGGUAACGCUGCCUAUGAGAGGUUACCUUUGGAGGAUGAAGCUGAACCCUCGACACCUCCUGUUUCAAUGACGGCGAACGGAGCUCUGACGUCGUCUCCUACUAGAGCAACAGACCAACAACAACUAAUUACGACUCCUGCGGAAACGAAUGGAUCAUCAUCAACACUGUUUCAUGGAUUGUCUCAAAAUCUACUAAAUACAUGUCAAUUGCCAACCGAUGCAUAUUGGGCAACAGGUCGAUCUUCCUUUUGAUCUAACAACAACACAAAUAUUUUACUUGAUUUCUUAAUUAUGUUUGUUUAAUUAGCUAAUUCUCAUAUCCUUUUGUUCAAUAAUGACUCCCCCUACCAUUGAUGAACUGAUCUUCUUUGUUUGUUGUGAACUUUAAGAACCCGAAGGAGUGCAGUUAUUUUGUUUCUACAACUCAUUUUUA